AUGUCGCCACAUGGCGCACAACCCCUCCGCGUCGUCAACCGCGGGGAUUUCGUCGACGCAGAAAACGUAUCAGGUGGGCCUCCUCCAGGCUACACCCUCCAGCAAGACAUGGACACAUCUGGUUCCAACGACAAGAGCAUAACCAUGGCUUUUCAUCCAGCGGAUGGAGCUCGCCCAAUUCCGUCUAUUGGAGACGAAUCCUCUCUCCUCCCAUCUCCUUAUUCGACCGAAGAUCUGUUCUUAGGCAUUGGGCAACGUCCAGACAGUGCUACACUUCCCCCGACUUUCCAGCCCUGGUCUCCUGGUCAAAUCUACCUGAAUAACCAGACGAGUCAAGCUUAUCGCGACCCCAACAUCGAGACACCACAGCGAAUGCGUACCGUCCGCACUACCUUCCACCCCAGCACAUCCUCGGUUACCAUCCCAUCUUCUGUGAAUCACGGACACGCGCAGGUUUCGCCAUCAUCGCCAUCAAGCUCGAUGGGUCCUUACAGACGUGGCACCUAUCGCGGACAUCCCUCUGAACCGCUCCCAGCUGCAAUUGGCCAUUUGACAUACCAUCCCAGCGAUACAACAGACGCGGAAGACACAAGAAACGUCGUGGAGGAUCCAGCUCUCCCUGCGCAUUUCCUGGGAAGCUCGAUUACCUUCCUCGAUGACGGCCUCCAUUUUCGGCAAGCCCGAGACGCGCCUCCAAUGCCCGCUGAACGCCACGGCAACUCCGCCACAGUGACGAGGAAUCCAUCGGCCGCCACGUCCAUCAGGUCAGCGGCCCAAGGCAGAGCUACCAACUAUGUCUCUCUUUCGCGAAAAUGCACCCAGAGGCGCGCACGAUUCAGCCUCCUUUCGAACAGACAGAAGACACGCACAGCCUCGAUCACGGGCUCCUUCGCCAUUGAUCCUCAGCUCCGAAUACCAGCGAGCCUUCUUCGAACUGUCGACCCGCGGGCGUCGGCGCCGGGGGAGGAGAGACGCGCUACCUGCAACUUGUUGGGUGAACAGUUGGCCCGAACCCGCAGUAAGAGCAAGUUCAGUGGGCAGAGGCGCAGGAGAAAGAAUCUCGUGUUGGAGGUAGAAAACGGGGGCAUUGAUGUUGACAUUGAGCUCAUACCGACCCCGAGCAGCGCCCUGAUAUCUACUAGCCGGUUGGAUAUCGUCGAUGCGAGCGUCGCUCCCAACCCAGCGACCCGAACGUCGGUUGAUAAACCCGCUGGUUGUUCAACCAGCGACUUACGAGCUCGCUCCAGCCUCCAUCGGGGGCAAAGCACGCGCUCAGAGCUUAUCGUCAAGAAACCAAUCCCAACUGUAAUCGAUCUCCGAUUGAAAGAGAGGAAUGGAACGUCCUCGAAACGCCAGAAACGUAUUCCCUCCCUGGUCGCCCGUUUCGAUGCGCCACAUCCAAGGCCGCCGCUUCAUAUAUUUGCCUCAACCAUUGUCGAUCCUUUGGCAGUCGUCAACAACGCCUGCUCUGUCUUGGAGGCACCAGCUUGGUCGAGAUCCCCCGUAAAGCUACACCUCCCAAGAACAUUCCACGGACCGCUUGCUAUUCACGUCGCUGCUGCGGACGUUAAUACGCACAUUUUUCUCUCCCAGGAGCUUUCAGAAGCUGCUGUUGUCUUGAGCGAGACUGCCUUCUACCGGGCCUACUUCGUGGGUGGCCUCGCAAGUUUCCGGGACACGGAGGAUAUUUCUGACGGGUGGGAGCUCGUUGAAGAAAUUGAGGAAGACGAGGAGGGAAGGCGCGAAGAGCCUGCUACCGAUCUGGUGGAACCUUUGGCUCAAGGCGACUCUGGAGCUAACGACAUUGAUCGCACAGGCCACCACGAGGCGAUGGAUCCAGCAAAUGCGACGACUCUGGCCCUUAAAGUCUCUGAAGCACGUAAACACGCUGAUCACGAAAGCUGCGAGCAGGAGUGGUUUGGUGACAAGAUAGAGAUUCUAGUUGGAGACGGGAAGGUCUACCUCCAGUAUUUGGAUGAAGUCGAUCCGUUUGGGAGGGGAAGAGGGUUCUGGAGGCACGUCGGGUUCAGACGAUGA
Messenger RNA from Cyclocybe aegerita, 2037 nucleotides. The record is from the annotation of a GenBank genome assembly. NCBI's taxonomy places the organism in Eukaryota, Fungi, Basidiomycota, Agaricomycetes, Agaricales, Hemipholiotaceae.